CCUACUGCAACAACACUCUCGGUCUCAGUCUAAGCCGCUCUCGGAGUUAGCAACGUCGCAGCCGACGCCGUCGUCGCAGCGGCAAAUGCGACCGCAUUCUCAGUCAAACAACAAACGUAACUGAAGUAACAACGGUGUCCGCGGCCAAUAAUAUUAAAUACACCACGCUCCCCCCUCGAGUCUAUAAAAUACUAGUGCUAUAAAGGAAACAACGAAAAGUGAUUUAAAGGCAUACAAAACAAUAAUAUUGUGUGCAAAAAUCAAGAAUAAGAAGAAGUCAAAGCUUUGCUGAAAGAGCGCCAAGCGCAGGCGACUGGAAGUGUUUCUAUCUCUGUCGCUCGACUUGAAAGUGAUGAAAUUGUUGUUGCUGCAUUUCGGCAGCAAGUGUUGUGCUUAAUGUUGCGUCUGCCAACGCGUGAGCAGUGCGUCGACUGGCUGCAGUUUAUCUUUUUGCUGAUCCUACACAUCUGGAACGCCUUCAGCAUGUCGCUAACGCGCAGCCGUCAAACGACGCUCAAGUGGAUUAAGAAGCGUUUGUCGCUGCCGCGUCGACGUCAGCAGCACCAGCAGCAGCAGAGACAACGGACUGACACAAACAAGGCAGCAGCAACAACAUCAACAACUGCAGCCACAACAACAACAACAACAACAAACAGCGACCCAGGAGCUGAAUUUGUGGAUCAGGGCCAUUUAAGCGAGAUCUUGGUGCUGAGUGACACUCAAAUCGAUGGCCCGGCCGCGAUGUCGGCGCCGCCAGCAGUUGCCAUCGACAUGGACAACAUGAACACGGACACAGCCAGCAACAACAACAACAACAACAACAACAUGAACGAGGCCAGAGCGGGCCACACAGCGCCAAUAGCGCGCGACGAGUUUGUUGAGGAGGAGUCGGAAGAGGAGGAGGAAAUGCAAGAGGAGCUGGAGCUGCGGCAGGAGGAGGAGCUGGCCAAAACGAAUGCUAAUUAUGUGUGCUGUCAAUGCCCAGCAACAACAACAACAACAUCAACAGCAGCAGCAGCAGCAACUGCGAGCCGCAGCAAGUCGCGUGUACGCAGCUAUCUAAAGAAAUGCAAGCAACGGCUAACGGGUCAACAGAGCAGACCAGCAACAGCCACAGCAACGGCAACAACAGCAGGAGCAACAGCAACCAAUGUUGCAAUAGUAACAGCAACAGUUGCAGACGCAGCAGCAACAGCAACAAGAGCAACAUCUCCAGCCACAGCAACAACGACAACAGCAACGAUUACAUUGAUCAAGAACGAAGGAACAGCACCCACGAUGCAGCAGCAGCAGCAGCAGCAGGAGAAUGAGUCCAAGCAGGAGCAGGAGGAGGCAGAGGACUCCAGCUGUGGCAGCAGAGAUUCAGCGAGCGCCUACGUGGACUGCUUGCCGAUUGAUUUAAGCCUGCGCCGAGCGCCAACAGCGCCGCAGGAGUCGAGCAGCAGCAGCAGCAGCAGCGAAUCUGAAACCGAUGAAGAGCCAAGGGAGCAGCAGCAGCAGCAGCAGGAGGAGAUGGCAGAGCAAAAGGUACCAUUGCAAGAGGCACCAACAGUUGCCACAAAUCAAUGCCACAUGGAUGCGGAUGGGGUCCAGCUGGCUGAGCUGAUUGACAGGCAUCUGUCGCACAUUUAUCCCGUCUACUGGGCACGCACGCGUGCGAUUUUAAUGCGCCAGGCACGUGAGUUGCUCGCCCUGAGAUACGAUGGCUGCCUGCCGCGCUUCGAGCAGCGUUACCUAUGCAAAUUUGCGCAAAUUGCCGCAACGCUGCGCGCCACUCAUCAAAUUGGCGAGUCCUGGUUAUGGCAUGCCGGCUGGCCGCUGGCCACAUCCAAUGGAGCCCUCGUACUCCAGCUGAGCGACUCUGAGUUCGCGCACGCACUCCAACCCGCCGAGCUCUAUCUGUGUGUCAAAUUGGAUUCUGACGCAGAGGCCACACCGCAGCUUUAUGUCGUUUGGCGCUCGUCCGAGCAGCAGCAGCAGCAGCAGCAAGAGGGGAGCACACCGAGUGGAGGGCAGAGCAACUGCAUUCAUAUCGAUUACACUAAAACGCAACAGCAGCCACUGAGCGUGCUGCAACUAGAGAUGUCAAUGGCAGCCAUGGGAGCAGCAACAGCAACAGCAACAACAACAGCAGCAACUGCUGCAGCAGGACACGCACAGAGUGCGGCACAGGAGAGGGCGCAGUUCCAGGGUGAGGCUAACGAAGCCAUCGAGUUGCCGCAGCUGUUGCAGAAUUUGCUCGUGAGCGUGGAGCGCAGCAUUGAGCGCGUGUCGCUAAACGAGCUGCAGAUGCCGCUGGCACUGCACGAGGAUCAGCUCGAUGAGGCCAACAACAACAACAGCAACAGCAACAGCAGCAGCAACAACAACAUUGGAUCGCCAAAGUGCGCACUGAGGCGCAGCGAUUUAAUUACCAAAAACAAACUGUUCAACAAUCGUUACAUGCUCCGGCGCCUGACCAAUCGACAGGAUAGCAUGAACUCCACCUCGUCGGGCAACAGCAAUGCCAGCGAGCGUAGCAGCAGCAGCUCGAGCGCCAGCGAGGAGCUGCACAGCCAUCUAAACAGCAACAGCAACAACAACAACAACAGCAACUGCAACCACAGCAGCAACAACAACAACAACAACAACAACAACAAUGCAGAGCUUGUUGCAUCGACAUCGCCUGCCUUGCCGCUAUUUUGUUUGGGCAGCUCAUUUCCGCACAUUGACAGCGACGAGGAGGCCACCGAUGCUGGCGAGAAGCGUCAGACACGCGCGCUUAACAGCGAGACGACGCAGCUGGCAGAGCCGAAGACGGAGAGGGAGAUGGAGAGGGAGAUGGAGAGGGAGAGGGAGACGGAGCGGGAAACGGAACUGUUGCCGCCCAACUCGAUCAGCGAAUUGCCCGAGAAACUGUUGAACAGCGGCGUCUAUUUGCCAGGCACACGCACCCUCCAAGGCGACCCACUUGUCCAUGUGGAGGCGGACGCGGUGGCCGGCGCUGGUCUCAAUUGCUACGAGCUGGCCACGCUGUUGCUUUACUAUAGCACCAUACCGGAGCGCAGCAUUGGCCAUAAAAGUACACAGCAGCAACAGCAACAGCAACAGCAACAACAGCAGCAGCAGCAACAGUUGCAGCCAGCUUCGCGCACAUUUACCAUUUUAAUUGCCAUCGAGAAGUCGCAACAUUUAUGCGUAAUCGACUUAAUUUGCCAAAGCCUCAAAUUGUUAAGCAAGCAAAUUGGCAAUUGUGAAAUUUUGGCCGUUUGCCUCGAUGCGAAUUUGCUGCAAUUGUGCAACCAGCAGCAGCAGCAACAGUUGCAGCAGCAGCACAGCAGCAAUAGCUGCGAUCAAAAGGACCAGCAGCAGCAGCAGCAGCAGCAGCAACAACAAUUGCAGUUGCAGUUGCAUUUGGUUAAAUUCAUUAGCGUGGACCAAGUCACGACAAGUGUUGCGCCAUCGCAGUUGCCGAGCGGAGCGCUCCGGGGCCAGCAUCAUCACGACGCGCGCAAGUGGCGCGAGUUCUUUGCCCAGCUGGAGGCGUUCCAGCGGCAGUGCUCCACUGCUGGGGGUCGUCUCGUUGGCGCUCUGAGCGACAUACGCGCCGCCGAUCUAUUGGGCUUGCCAACACGCCGUCAGCUCUAUGGCCAGCAUCGUGCCCUUAGCCGUGCCCUCAUGGACUCCCAGCUGCAUAAUCUCCGCAAGAAUGGCGCCAACCAGCUGUUGCGCCUGCAGGCGGCAGCCAGUGCCAUCAAUGCAGCGCCAGCAACUGCAACUGCCACACCCACAGCUACGCCCACGCCCGCUCCAGAUGCAACAACUGCUUACCACUUGGAUGCAGCUCAUAAGCUGCGCAAGGUGACGCUGCUCUACAGCGAGGUGGAUCGCGCCGCCCAGCGUCUGGAGCAGCUGACGGAGCAGCGACGCGAGCGACUGCGCCAGCUGACGCGACAACGCGCCUUGGAGGAUGAGAUCAAUGAGGUCACCUCUUGGCUGGGCAAUGACGGUGCUGAAACCUUGCAAAGAUUCGCACAGCUGCAGCUGGAGACCGAGGCGCAGCUGAAGGCCCAAGAGCUGGAAUUUGAGAAAUACUAUUUCAUAGCCAGGAAACACUUGGCCAAGGGUCGCGAUCUGCACUUGGCAGCCAAUAAGAUUGCCGUGCUCAGCGAGAGCGCACAGAACCUGAAGACGGCGCUGGACCAAUUCGCAGAGAAGCUGGAGAAGACGCGCGAGCGUAUCGAGGGCGGUGCACGACUGCUGCAUCUGCUGACGCAGCAUCAGCGCGAGACGAGUUGUCUGGAGGAGCUGCAGCGCCUCGCCGCGCAGCUGAAUGCCACAGCGCUGCUGGACAAGCACCUGCCCGCUGUGCGCAGGAGCAGCACACUGCCAGCAGCCAGCAGCACGCCGGCCCAGGCUCAGGGCAGCAAGCGGGGCAGCUAUCGCUGCAGCUCCGGCAAUGGCAGCUCCUUCGAGGGCGCCACCGGCGGCAGCCAGUGCAGCUGCUGGCGCGAGAGUCGCAAUCUGGAGGACAUGGACGAGCCAGAGGAGGAGCCGGAUCGCGAGUGCCUGGGCGAUGCCGACGGCGAGGAGCAACAGUCCAAGAUAGCCGACUCCGGCGUCGGAGUCUGCGACAAUUGCGAACGCAAUCCGAAGCUGGCGAGGAUCUGCAGCUGCCAGAGCCUAAACGAGAAGAGUCACGACGAGCUGCUCGAGGAUGAGUGCUUCGAUCGGCCGACCAAGCGCUACAUGGACAUGCACUCGCCCAUGGAGGCGAAUGCUCAUCUGCAGUGCCAUGCGUCCAACCUGGAGCUGACCACACUGGAAGAGCUCAGCUGUUUGGAACCAAAAAUACAAAAAACGCUUCUAUUGAUCAUGCGCGAAAUGAUUGGUACCGAACGCGACUACGUGCGCUCCUUGUACUACGUAAUCGAGAACUAUAUCGAUGAGCUGUUGCGCGAGGAUAUUCCACAGCCACUGCGAGGCCAGCGGAACGUGAUCUUUGGCAACAUUGAGAAGAUCUUCGAGUUCCACAACUCGCACUUCCUUGGCGAGCUGGAGCGCUACGAGCGCAAUCCGCUCAAGGUGGGCGCCGCCUUCCUGGAAAUGGAGUCCAAAUUCUAUUUGUACGCGCUGUACAAUAAGAACAAGCCUAAGAGCGAUACGCUGCUCAGUGAAUAUGGCAGCUCGUUCUUCAAGCCGAAGCAGAUGCAGCUGCAGGAUAAGAUGGACCUGGCCUCCUACUUGCUGAAGCCUGUCCAGCGCAUGGGCAAGUAUGCGCUGCUGCUGCAGCAGCUGGUCAAGGCGGUCAAGGGCGUGGAGGGCGCCGCGCUGCAAGAGAUUGCCGCCGAUGUGGAGGAGCUGCAGCGUGCCGAGGAAAUGGUCAAAUUCCAGCUGCGACACGGCAACGAUCUGCUGGCCAUGGACUCGCUGAGAGACUGCGACGUCAAUGUGAAGGAGCAGGGACGAUUGCUGCGACAGAACGAGUUUCUCGUCUGGCAGGGGCGCGGCGGCAAGAAGACGCUGCGACAGGUGUUUCUCUUUGAGGAGCUGGUGCUGUUCAGCAAGGCUCGACGUUUUCCCGACCACAAGAACUUGGACAUUUACAUCUACAAGAACAGCAUCAAGACCUCAGAUAUUGGUUUGACAGCGCAUACGGGCGACUCGACGACCAAGUUUGAGAUCUGGUUUAGGAAACGCAAGCCGGAUGACACCUGGGUGCUGCAGUGCAUGUCGGAGGACAUUAAGAAUGCCUGGACCGAGGAGAUAUCGAAGCUGCUCUGGAAGCAGGCGAAACGAAAUCGAGACAUUCGCCUGGCAGAGAUGUCUUCCAUGGGCAUUGGCAGCAAACCCUGCCUGGACAUACGCCCGAGCAACAAUCAGAUCAGCGACCGUUCCAUACCGCUCACGCAGCUGAACAAGACGCCCAAGCUGCGUCAUACGGAGCCUGGCAAGGGCAGCAUGCGUCGUCCCAACUCGCUAAUCUCGGAGAGCUCGCUCUCCAGCGGCACCAGCACCACGAGCAGCAGCUCCAUCAGCGGCGGCUGCUCCUCCGGCCAUGCCGCGCAUGAGACGGGAAGACACAGCCUCAAUCUGAGCUUCAGCAAGCAUUGCUCGAGCAAUAGCAACAACAACAGCAGUCCGGCCACCUUGGAGCUGAUCAAUGAGACGCAGGCGCUGAAGCUGAGCAGCAGCAGCGAGCAGCAGGAUAGCUCAGCAGUGGCCAGAGGCCAGGCCACGCCCACGCUCACGAGCAGCGGCUCGAGCCGCAGCAGCAAGCGACACCACAAACGAUCGACGACAAUCGUCAGCCAGCUGUCCAUGGAGAGCGGCAUACUGUCCGAUAUGUCCAUAACGCCGGAUCAGGAGCAUGCCCACUUGGCCGCCGAGCAGCUGUCGGGCAACCGAGGCAGCUGGUCCACCAGCCUGGCCAGCGCCAGUUCCAGCACGAACACGAGCACCUCGACCGUUAUACUGCGUCGCUACAAGUCGUACGCCCACGCAGCUGAGUCAGCGAGUCCGCCCGAGAGCAACAAGUGAAGCCUUCCUCUAAGCCGAAGGAUGCCCGAGAGAGCGAUAGAGCGAGGGGGAGAGGCAGAGGCACAGAGAGUAUACAUAGCUUUAGCGAAACGGUUUCAUCAGAUUCAAAUUAUCAUAUACGAACAUACAUACAAACAUACAUACAUAUAUAUGCAUGCAUACUUAUUAUAAUUUUUGUUAUUUAUUAUUUAUUUGAUUUUAGUUGCGUUACAAUUUUUUGUCAUCAAUUUUCAUCCUAUUGUAUUAUUAUAAUUUGCCCUGGAUGCAGUUUUCCUCUUU
Messenger RNA from Drosophila mojavensis, 6798 nucleotides. Its product is annotated as triple functional domain protein. Bases 397 to 6519 code for a protein of 2040 amino acids. Lineage: Eukaryota; Metazoa; Arthropoda; Insecta; Diptera; Drosophilidae. The record is from RefSeq and is a predicted model, not a curated record. The transcript is spliced from 17 exons. Gene Ontology annotation, molecular function: guanyl-nucleotide exchange factor activity.